Hydra vulgaris (swiftwater hydra) is the source of this 455-nucleotide messenger RNA. RefSeq names its product small ribosomal subunit protein uS17. Gene Ontology annotation, cellular component: ribosome; mitochondrion. Gene Ontology annotation, biological process: translation. Gene Ontology annotation, molecular function: structural constituent of ribosome. The record is from RefSeq and is a predicted model, not a curated record. NCBI's taxonomy places the organism in Eukaryota, Metazoa, Cnidaria, Hydrozoa, Anthoathecata, Hydridae.
UUUAAGUUUUGGUUCUACAGUUUAAAAAAUGUCAUCAGUGUUUCUUGGCCAGGUUGUUGGUACAAAGAUGCUAAAAACAGUCAAGGUUUGUGUAACAAGUCUCAAACUUCAUCCUGUGAUUUUACAGUACUGGAAUACAAAAAAAGUUUACUUAGCUCACGAUGAGCACAGCCUGUGCAAAGAGGGUGAUAUGGUGUUAAUUAAAGAAACUCGUAAACUAAGCAAAAAGAAAAGGUACACAAUUCUAGACAUUGUAGAGAGAAUGCCUCAGACUCAAAUGGAAUCUUCUACUCAAGUUGGUCAAAAGGUUUUACAACCAUAGUUUUCUUAAGAUAAAACUAAUGAAUAUCCAUCCUGAAGAUUUUUUGAUAUCCAUCAUGAAGAUUUUUUGAUAUCCAUCCUGAAGAUUUUUUUUACUGAACUGAAAAUAAUAAAUUAAAUAGUAUUUUAAUUUA